AUGUCUGUGAUGCUGAGCUGUGUUCUCGAGGCACAAAACAAGCACCAUCUACGUCAGAGCACAUGUGCUAUCAGCGCUUAUCAGCCCAAAGAGGAAAGCACAGCAGAGCUCGGGAUCCCCUCAGCUCACUGGUCGGCGCCGCUCUCCCGCCUCUGGAUACUCUUUUACCGCAGUCGAGAAGAAGACACUCCUGCGAUUCAUGCCGCACACGAACGCCUUGGUCCGAUCAUCCGGAUUGCACCAGACGAGCUGAGCAUCAACAGCGUCGAUGGCGGCAUUCGUACGAUAUACGCUGGAGGCUACGAGAAAGGUGACUGGUACAGUAACAUGUUCACCAACUAUGGCGUCAUGCCCAUGUUCGCUAUGCCAAACCAUGGCCCUCACAGUAAGCGGAAGCGCAUGAUAAGCAAUAUCUACGCCAAGACGACGUUGCAGAACUCUCAGCCGCUUAACGUCAUCAGUAAGACUCUGCUAGACGAUCGGCUGAUACCUCGUCUUGGUGAUAUGGCGAAAGAUGGCAAGUCCGUCGAGUUCUACUGGAUAUUUGCUGCGGUGGCGAUGGACUUUGUUUCGGCGUAUGUAUUCGGCCUAGGGCAGAGCACGAAUUAUGUGCAGGCACCGAUUGAAGGCGACAAGUUUUUCCAGGACUACAAGGCUCGGCAGCGAUAUCAGUUCUGGCCGCAGGAUAUGCCCAGACUCACUUCCUUUCUCGGCAAGGUUGGACUUCAGUCCCUGAUCAUUCCUGCAUGGGUGAAUCGUGCGAAUCGCGAUAUUGAAGCGUUGAUACUGAGAAUGUGUGACAAAGCGGAGAAGGUGGUGCAGAACUGUGAGUGCCAGAAUGAAAAGCUUGAAGAAGGUAGUUGGCCGAACGUUUAUGCACAGCUUCGAAAUGCUCUACUCAAAGAGGCAAGCACGAAAGCUGAUCUCGAGGCCUUGUCAAGUGUCGAAGGGAUGGUUCAGAAGCAGCGAUUGACGGUGGCGAGCGAGAUGCUCGACCAUACUUUGGCUGGCUUUGACACAAGCAGCAUCACUCUCACAUUCCUAGCGUGGGAGCUUAGCAGGCCCGAGAAUAACAUAUGGCAAGCGCGGCUGAGGGAUGAGAUCGCGAACCUCGAUGACAAGCAUGAUGCCAAGGCCAUCGAUACACUCCCUAUUCUACAGGCAAUCUUGAUGGAGUCAUUGCGCCUCCAUGCCGCGAUACCUGGCAACCAGCCUCGCAUCACACCAGCGAAUGCGACUCUUGGCGCCUCACCAGACACAAUAUUCUCACAGCUUCCACCAGGUGUCCGGGUACAAUCACAGGCCUGGUCAUUGCACCGGCACCCAUCCGUCUUUCCUAAGCCAGAACACUGGGACCCUUCACGUUGGUUACCCGAGUCUUAUCCAUCACAAGACGCCUUCGAAGCAGCUCAAAAGGAAAUGUUACGCUGGUUUUGGGCUUUCGGUAGUGGGGGUAGGAUGUGCGUGGGAAGUAAUCUGGCAAUGUAUGAUAUGAAGGCUAUCAUUGUUGCCAUAUGGAGCAGCUUCGGUACGAAAGUAGCUGAAAGGGGAGGCGACGGGAUGGUGCAUCGGGGUGGUUAUGUGGCUGAGCCUGUUGGAAAAGACGGAAAGUUUUUGGAGCUUGCUCUUGAAGCUCUGUGA
Recurvomyces mirabilis is the source of this 1641-nucleotide messenger RNA. RefSeq lists its product as uncharacterized. Gene Ontology annotation, molecular function: oxidoreductase activity, acting on paired donors, with incorporation or reduction of molecular oxygen; heme binding; iron ion binding. Bases 1 to 1641 code for a protein of 546 amino acids. The record is from RefSeq and is a predicted model, not a curated record. Lineage: Eukaryota; Fungi; Ascomycota; Dothideomycetes; Mycosphaerellales; Teratosphaeriaceae. The transcript has 2 exons.